Calliphora vicina (urban bluebottle blowfly) is the source of this 1773-nucleotide messenger RNA. RefSeq names its product asperous (gene aspr). NCBI's taxonomy places the organism in Eukaryota, Metazoa, Arthropoda, Insecta, Diptera, Calliphoridae. Bases 120 to 1529 code for a protein of 469 amino acids. The transcript has 7 exons. The record is from RefSeq and is a predicted model, not a curated record.
GCUCAAUUGGAGAACUGAUUAGUUAUCCAAACGUGCUUGUCGCUCAACGGCGAGAUCGCUUAAAUCGCCGGAAAUUCUAAUUCAUUUAAACAAUUCAAACAUAAAAUAACAUAAGAAAUAUGAUCUCCAAACAGUUCUUGCUUGGAGCAUUCCUAGUACUUAUAGCAUUCUCAUAUGCUUAUGCAGAUGAAAAGGUCCCAGAUAUUGAGGUCUCGGCGGAAUCAGAGAAGGAAAAAAAGGUGGAGAAACGUAAUACAUGUUCAACAUGUUCCUAUAGUGGACGUACGUAUUAUACUUAUGGCGAUGGUACAACUGUGCAGAGACUGGUUUAUCGGGAUCAGAUACAAUCACGUGCCGAUGUUUCAACCCAUGGCUGUCAUGGUAAUCCCUGCGGUGUAAAUGCUGUUUGUCAGGAAACGGCUGGCGGACGUCCAGUUUGCUCCUGCCCUCCCGGUUAUAGUGGCAAUCCUUUGACACACUGUAAUCGUGGUGAAUGUUUGGACAAUGUUGAUUGCCGUAGCGAUUUGCAAUGUCAGAAUGGUCGCUGUGUUAAUCCAUGCAUUGGUGCUUGUGGCAAUAGUGCCAAUUGUGAGCCCAGAAAUCAUGUUGCUGUUUGCAGUUGUCCACAUGGAUUUAAUGGAGAUCCAUUCACUUCCUGUCGCCUUGCUGAUCCUGAGGAACAGUGUCAUCCCAGCCCAUGCGGUGAAAAUACUAAAUGCGAAAUUGUCGGUGGUGUGCCAACCUGCUCGUGCUUAAAUGGUUAUGUUGGCAAUCCAUUAAGUGGUUGUCGUCAUGAGUGUGAUCAUGAUGGUGAUUGUAGUUCACGCGACAUGUGCAGUAAUUUUAAAUGUGUACCCGCUUGCCAACAAUGUGGUACUGGUGCUACUUGCAGCACUGUAAAUAAUCAUCGUGCCGUUUGUGAAUGCCCUAAGGGUUAUAUUGGUAGUCCAUAUACUCAAUGCCGUGCUGAGUGUUAUGGUGAUUCUGAUUGUCCAGCUGGUAGACCAGCUUGUUUCUAUGGUAUAUGCAAGAACACUUGUGAUGGUGCUUGCGGUGUUGGAGCUGAUUGUAAUUUACGUGGUUUGACCCCAGUGUGCAGUUGCCCACGUGAUAUGACUGGUGAUCCCUUCGUCCGUUGUCGUCCAUUUACCAAAGCUGAUUUGUGUGAGCCCAAUCCCUGUGGUACAAAUGCCAUUUGCAUACCUGGUCAUGAUAAUACUGGACGUGAACGUCCUGUAUGCAACUGCUUGCCAGGUCAUACCGGCAACCCAUUGACUCAUUGCUCUAGAGGUGAAUGUCUAAGCAAUAGCGAAUGUCCUGAUAAUAAGGCUUGUAUCAACUAUCAAUGUGUUAAUCCCUGCAUUGGUAAAUGCGGUUCUGGAGCCGAAUGCGAACCCAAAGCACAUUUGGCAGUAUGUAAAUGUCCACCCGGAACUUCCGGCGAUGCUUUGGUUUCUUGCCGCCAAUCUCGUACUUAUCCAGUUGCCAAGUACCAUGGUGUAUCAUCUGGUUCUUGUAACGUGUGUUAACUUUAAAAAUUUCCUCUUUAACUGCCAACCUUUUAAAUCUUUGUUUUUUUGAGUCAUUAUUUAAUUUUAUAAUUUUUGUUUUUCUUUUGCUGUCUAAUAACUUUUAUCGCCGUAAUAUUUUUACAUGGCAUUAUUUUCUAAAAUGUAACAAGUAUUGUUUUUUUUUUAUUAAUUUAUUGCUAAACAGUUACGCUUAUAAAUUAAAUAAAAUGAAUUUGAAUUAUUUAAUAUUAAUCGAAGAGAA